Molecule: messenger RNA, 1476 nt
Organism: Lentinula edodes (shiitake mushroom)
Lineage: Eukaryota; Fungi; Basidiomycota; Agaricomycetes; Agaricales; Omphalotaceae
Exons: 3
Coding region: 1-1476 (491 amino acids)
Source: RefSeq, a predicted model, not a curated record
AUGUCUAUGCCAACACCCAGUACGGUGGAAAAUAAUCCGACUGGAACUUCUUCUGGAGUUCAUUUAGCUCACGACGCAGAAUUGUUAAUCCGCACCUAUAUCUCUUCAUCUCUCUCUCUCGCUCAACCACCCACAGGGCUACCUAUUCCUCUACCAUUAUGCAUUCCCCAGGUCAGCGUAAACCCCAACGAUCAAUCAGCUUUCGCUCGUGGAUACAACGAUACUUUGAAGGACGUAGGAAUUCCGCAGGAUGUGCUGUUGAAUUUCAUCGAUGGAUUGAACAUGGCGAUUAUCGCUAGUCCACCUCUGCGUGUGGUUGGUAUGGUAGGGACUAUCAUCGGUAUGGUUCCUUACCAUUGGGCAAUGAUAGCAGGGACCGUUAUAAGCACCGCAGCCGGAGUCGCUACUCACGUCCUCUCUAAAACCCUCACUGAUCGAUAUCUCCGUGCGGCCAACCUAACCCUCUUCAAACCCCGUGGCCUCUCAGUCCGCUUGUGUACCACUACUGCGAUGUUAGCCCUCCUCACGUCGUCCGAAUCAAAAACUCGUUCAAAGCUCAAUAAAUUCGGGCGUGGAGUUGGUUCUGUACUCCUGAAGCUCCCUAUUCCCGUCAUAAAUCCUAUCGCGAGUACUAUUAUUCACGCCAUCGCCGACAAGCCUCCUACUAUCGCUCCCUCAGGGAGGGAAGGUGAUCCAAUCAAUAGUCCAGUGCUUAGGCGGAGAGUGGCUAUGACAAAUGGUUUGGCGUUGCCUCUGAAAAUGGAUGGCCUUCCCCCACCUGCGAAACCAGAAGGAGUGAUGGAUACGAUGGCUUCAUGGGGUGUUAAAUAUGAUACUGCGAGAGAAAGAUUAUCAGAGAAGAACAUAGAACGGAGGAGAAGAGCAUUGGAGAGUAUCAAGCAGGCGGGAAUCGAGCCUCCUUCGCGGUCGAUGGGAUUAUUGGGCACAGGCUCACCGAUGUCUUCAAGACCUGGGCUUCGUCCUCCUUCUACCAGCACCGGAAGAUCCGCUUCCUCUUCUGCCUCCUCAUCAUCAGGUUUCAAAAGCAUGGCCUCAUCGGCGUUCAACACAGUCAAUGAUCUCCGGCUGCAAAUGGAGGUUCGUAACGAACGAAUCGAGCAGCAGCGGAAUACAUCGCUGUUUAACUCUGGACGAGGGAACGGAGGCCUUGGUGGGCUUCUUGGGCCUAAGAUGACAAGAAUGGAGCAGAAAGUUGCUGAUGCUGAUUUGCUGGAGCAUUGGGGUGCAGAAAAGUUUCUCUGGAUCGUGGUCAUGGCUUCGGACAAAGAUGAAGAGAUUGCAGACAUUUCUAUUGCCGAGGAUCCCGCCAAUGAAGAACAUAUCGACGAUAAAACCUGGAGGGAGAGAAUGGCAUUCGAGCGAGAUGAGAUGGAAUUGGAGGAUUUCAAAGAAUUUGAGCAGCGCCAACAACAGGAGAAUAGUGCUGGUACUCAGGCGAGCGGAAGCAGGACUUGA